UCUGGUAGAUCGUGGCUAAGCCAGUCGUUGGUUCGCCGCUCACCUAAACGGCUUUCACCUGGCCGAUUACGAACAUCCUUGGUCAUCGACCGACUGAAACGAUCCUCAGCCUGCGAUUUUCGCGCGUACGAAUAUUCUUCUGACUCCGUGUCCAUCGUGUAAUCGUUUCUAAUGCAACCGCGCGUACAGAUGGUUGCUCUUCCCCUCCGGGAAAUUACGUUUCCAUGAGAUCCGAAGAGGAAAACCAGUGGUACCAGGGUGGCAAAAAGCAUCGUCGCGGUUUCGGGAUACGUGUCGUUCACCUUUUAGACGAAUCCUAAGGUUCCAUCGGUUUUCCGGUGGCCAAAGGAGAUUUCACUUUCGUCCGACAGAAUGUCGAAAAAUCAGCAACAAAAUGGAAUGAUACCAGGCGGUGGGGCGAUUGCUGGUGCGGAUGAUUUUUCGGACGGCGAGAGUACCCCAUUGACUCAAGAUUAUGGCGACAGUCAAAGAACGGUCGUGGAAACGAAAGGAUGGGACGUGUUUCGGAAUCCACCGCCGAAAAUUGAUUCCGGAUCGAUGGCUAAUCAAAGAUGCCUUGAGGUGACGGUACAAAUAACUAAAGUGAUCGUUUAUCUAGCAGUUUUUGUGAUAGUGUUAGGAAGCGGUGUAGUUGCCAAAGGAACGAUUCUAUUCAUGACAUCGCAGUUAAAAGCGGAUCGAAAGAUCGCUCUCUGCAAUAAACAAUUGGAUUUAGAAAAGCAAUACGUAGUUACAUUACCAGAGGAAGAGAGGAUAGCAUGGAUCUGGUGUAUCAUUAUCGCCUUUGCAGUUCCUGAAUUCGGCACAUUGAUCCGUAGCAUUCGAAUAUGCAUAUUCAAAUCCUGGAAGAAACCACCUGCUUCCCAUUUCCUUCUCGUCUUUUUCAUGGAGACGUUUCACGUAGUCGGUCUUGCUUUAAUGUUCAUAGCAGUGCUUCCGGAUUUGGACGUGGUUAAAGGAGCAAUGCUGACGAACUGUGUGUGCUUCGUACCUGGUUUAUUAGGGCUUCUCUCUCGCAAUAAAACCAAAGACGAAUCGAAGAGAUUUGUCCUGGUGCUGAUCGAUAUUGCCGCUCUAGCCGCUCAAGGAACAAGUUUCUUCCUUUGGCCAUUAUUGGACAGUUCUCGACCAUCAUUAUGGCUCAUACCACCGUCUCUGUUCCUGGUUUCUUGCGGCUGGUGGGAAAAUUAUGUUUCGAUACAAAGUCCAAUCGGAUUUGUCAAGUCUCUAGGAAGGGUGAAGAAAGAACUGCGCCUGACAAGAUAUUUCACUUACCUAUUUAUGUCCAUAUGGAAGAUCUUAGCGUUCUUCAUCAGCACUGUAUUGAUACUAUACAUGAAAGGAGAAACCGUGGGACAUUUAUUUUCGAUGUUGAGCGACGCUUUUGGGAAGCAUAAAAUCGAAGCAUCGCAAGUGGUCUCUUCUCGAAUCACUGACAUCGCUGAAAUAUUGGAGACCAGCGACAAAAUACCCAUCGAUGCUGAUGUCCAUACCCCGAUUUUUGUUCUACUUUUGCAAAUAUUCGGUGCUUAUUUCGCUUACGUCUUUGGUAAAUUCGCUUGUAAAAUUCUGAUACAGGGAUUUAGUUAUGCCUUUCCCGUGAAUCUGACAAUACCGGUAUCGAUCUCCUUAUUGAUCGCCGCAUGCGGCUUGAGGAACAGCGAUCCUUGCAUAUUCCGUGGCACUAUCCCGGAUUAUUUGUUUUACGAAUCGCCACCGUUCCUCAACGAUUUCGUGUCCAAGCAAUAUGCCUGGGUAUGGUUGCUCUGGUUGUUGUCACAAACGUGGAUUACCUUGCACGUUUGGACACCGAAAUGCGAACGUCUCGCAGCCACCGAGAAGCUGUUCGUCGUGCCAAUGUACAAUUCCUUGUUGAUUGAUCAGUCGAUGGGUCUGAAUCGGAAGCGAGACGAUCAACCGGAGGUGAAAGUUGAGGAUCUGGCAGAGAUAGAGAAGGAAAAGGGAGACGGAGAUUACGAGACCAUAUACGAGCAGACAGACGGUUCAACAACACCACCGUCGACAGUGAAAAGCAGCGAUCACGUAACAAGGAUAUAUGCCUGCGCAACGAUGUGGCAUGAGAACAAGGAGGAAAUGAUAGAAUUCUUGAAGAGUAUCCUACGUUUGGAUGAAGACCAAUGUGCCCGACGUGUUGCCCAAAAAUAUUUGAAAGUGGUCGAUCCAGAUUACUAUGAAUUUGAGACUCACAUCUUUUUCGAUGACGCUUUCGAGUUAUCGGAUCACGAUGAAAAUGAGUCCCAGGUGAACUGGUUCGUGAAAUUACUGGUGGGUACGUUGGACGAGGCUGCAUCGGAUGUCCAUCAAACGCGGAUGCAUGUGAGGGCCCCGAAGAAAUAUGUAACGCCUUACGGUGGUCGGUUGGUAUGGACUCUUCCGGGAAAAACGAAGAUGAUUGCCCAUUUGAAGGACAAGAGUAAGAUUCGUCACAGGAAACGUUGGAGUCAGGUUAUGUACAUGUACUAUUUACUGGGUCAUCGAUUAAUGGAGUUACCAAUUAGCGUAGAUCGUAAAGAAGUGAUCGCAGAGAACACUUACUUAUUAACACUUGAUGGUGACAUUGAUUUCCAACCGGCUGCUGUGAAAUUACUGGUGGACUUAAUGAAGAAGAACAAGAACCUUGGUGCAGCUUGUGGUCGUAUUCACCCAGUUGGUUCAGGUCCUAUGGUAUGGUACCAGAUGUUCGAGUACGCUAUCGGACAUUGGCUGCAGAAGGCAACUGAGCAUAUGAUUGGUUGUGUACUUUGUAGUCCUGGUUGUUUCUCGUUGUUUAGAGGUAAAGCUUUGAUGGAUGAUAACGUGAUGAAGAAGUAUACGACGAGAUCGGACGAGGCAAGACAUUAUGUUCAGUACGAUCAAGGAGAGGAUCGAUGGCUUUGUACUCUUCUUUUGCAACGAGGUUACAGAGUUGAAUAUUCAGCAGCCAGCGAUGCUUACACACACGCACCGGAGGGCUUCAAUGAAUUUUACAAUCAACGUCGUCGAUGGGUGCCGUCUACCAUAGCCAAUAUAAUGGAUCUUUUAAUGGACGCGAAACGAACGAUCAAAAUUAACGACAAUAUUUCUCUUCCCUACAUCUCUUAUCAAAUUUUGCUUAUGGGUGGUACAAUCUUAGGACCAGGUACGAUCUUCCUCAUGUUGGUGGGUGCCUUUGUAGCUGCCUUCAAGAUCGACAAUUGGACCAGUUUCUAUUACAACAUUAUCCCUAUUUUAUUAUUUAUGCUCGUAUGUUUUACAUGUAAGGCGAAUAUUCAACUUUUGUUGGCGCAAAUAUUGUCCACAGGAUACGCGAUGAUAAUGAUGGCCGUGAUCGUAGGUACGGCCCUCCAAUUGGGUGAGGACGGUAUCGGCUCACCUUCAGCUAUAUUCUUGAUAUCCUUGUCCAGUUCGUUCUUCAUAGCUGCCUGUUUGCAUCCACAAGAAUUUUGGUGUAUCGUACCCGGCAUCAUAUACCUUCUAUCAAUUCCCUCCAUGUAUCUCCUUCUGAUCCUUUAUUCCAUUAUAAACUUGAACGUCGUCUCCUGGGGUACCCGUGAAGUCCAAGUGAAAAAGACUAAAAAGGAACUUGAACAAGAGAAAAAGGAAGCCGAGGAGGCGAAACAGAAAGCGAAACAAAAGUCCUUGUUAGGCUUCCUGCAAAAUGGCGUUGGGUCGAACGAAGACGAGGAAGGAUCGAUAGAAAUAUCUUUGGCAGGAUUGUUUAAAUGCAUGCUCUGCACUCAUGGUCAGACUUCUAAUGAAAAACAACAAUUGGUCGCCAUUGCCGAGUCGUUGGAGCAAGUUGGCAAACGUUUGGAAGUCAUUGAAAGGGCUGUGGAUCCUCAUGCUCACUCAGGACGAAUACGCGCAUCCUCAGCGGGUUCCCGGAUUGCUGAGGAUCAGGACAAUACCGACGCGGAAACUGUGACUAGUCAAAAUACCGAAGGCAAUCGAGAGGGUAGUCAUUUCCUUAGCAGGCCCUAUUGGCUGAACGACGAUGGACUGAAAAAGGGUGAGAUCGAUGUACUGUCGCUUCAGGAGGAACAAUUCUGGAAGGAUCUUCUGGAGAAGUAUCUCUAUCCUAUCGACGAAGACAAAGCAGAGAAGGCACGAAUCGCCAAAGAUCUAAAGGACCUACGUGACCAGAGUGUGUUUGCGUUUUUUAUGCUGAAUGCCCUCUUCGUCCUGAUCGUCUUUCUACUCCAAUUAAACAAAGAUUUGUUGCACGUGAAAUGGCCAUUUGGUAUCAAGACGAACAUCACCUAUGACGGAAGCUCGCAGGAGGCUCGUAUAGCCGCCGACCUGAUUGAGCUGCGGAACAAGAGCGUAUUUGCGUUUUUUAUGUUCAAUGCGUUGUUCGUUCUGAUCGUAUUCUUGCUACAGCUGAACAAAGAUCAGCUACAUGUUAUUUGGCCACUUGGCGUCAAGACGAACGUCACCUUCAUCGAAGAAACAUCGGAGGUACACGUUACAAAGGAGUACCUCCAACUCGAACCAAUUGGUUUGGUUUUCGUAUUCUUUUUUGCGCUGAUAUUGGUGAUUCAAUUUACCGCCAUGCUGUUCCAUCGAUUUGGCACGUUCGCCCAUAUCUUAGCCAGUACCAGCCUCGAUUGGUAUUGUUGCAAGAAGACGAAGGAUUUAUCGGAGGAAGCAUUACUAUCGAAACACGCGGUGGAGAUAGUCAGAGAUUUACAAAGAUUAGACGGAAUGGAGGGUGAUUAUGAAGAAGGCAGUGGUAGCGGUCCUGGAAGAAGAAAGACAAUAAGAAACCUUGAAAAGAGUCGGAGAAAGACUCAAGCAAUCAAUACGCUUGAUGUUGCUUUUAGACAGCGAUUUUUCAGUAUGUCCGAAGGAAACGGUUUACCAAGGAACAUGUCAACCAGACGUUCAGCGAAAGCUUUCAAGGCAUUCGAAGGACGUAGGAAUAGCAUAAUGGCAAGGAGGAAAUCGCAAAUGCAAACUUUAGGAGCGAACAAUAUUUACGGAGUGGCAGGGAAUCCUUUAGGAAUUCAAGGACGUCCGUCGAGAAGCAGUCAGAUUUCUGUUAAGGACGUGUUCGAGGGACACGCUGGACACACGAAUUCCGCUUACGAACCAGACGAGAAUACCGGCAGUAGCCUUAGGCUUCAAAACUUGGCUCAAAACACGUGGAGAGAGGCGAACAAUAUCUGAUCGGACCAUUUUCACGAACAUCCAUAACGAUGACUGCCAUUCCUAUCAUUCAACUGACCGAAAGAGAUUUAAGAAUGGCCUAAAAAUGACGGAAUGGAAUUUCAUAAGUAUCACCACGCAUUUCUCGUGUAGCAAUUAUUCAAUAAUUCGAUUACUUAUGAUAUAAGAGAAGUAUGAAAAAGACUGCCUUCGAGUAGACUAAUUUAUGAUGAAACGAAUGUGAAUCAGGGCCGUCUUUAACUUCUCCCUUUAUUUAUUUAAAAAAAAAAGAAAAAACAAUGAAGUUCUUUAAUCUCAAGUUCUUGAACUUCAAAUACUAUUAAACUGGACUUCAAAGUCGUUAAACUUGAAAAAGUUAAAGACAGUCCUGAAGAAAAAAAGACAUCAUUUUUUUUUUAUAAUAUGUGAUUAGAUAUUUAAGAUAAACGAACUGACCGGUGAAUAGCGCAACUAUCGUGUGAUAAUUUACGGUUUUACACGAUUAAUCUUUUAGAAGAUUGGCUGUCGUUUAUAUCUGUGUGGCAAUAAUCACAAUCAUCUCACGCUUACAUUUCUUCGCUCCUUUAAACGUGAUACCGCCAUUUGUAAUAUUUAAUAGACGUAGGUUCUCUUUUUGUACAUAUCGCGUGCGUACGUGUAAAUUUAAGCUAAGAAAAGAAGGUUGUGUUGAUUGCAAGCGGAAUAAAGGCUACAACGAUCAGCAUUUAA
Osmia bicornis bicornis is the source of this 5898-nucleotide messenger RNA. RefSeq names its product chitin synthase chs-2 (gene kkv). The transcript has 22 exons. Bases 373 to 5190 code for a protein of 1605 amino acids. Gene Ontology annotation, cellular component: cell septum; cell periphery. The record is from RefSeq and is a predicted model, not a curated record. NCBI's taxonomy places the organism in Eukaryota, Metazoa, Arthropoda, Insecta, Hymenoptera, Megachilidae. Gene Ontology annotation, molecular function: chitin synthase activity.